GUUUAACUGUAAGGAAAUCUAUGGAAGUCAAUGUACAAGAAUGUUAAAACUGCUAAAAGGAGUCAUGAUAUUUGGAGUAAUCAGUGCGAGCUGAGCUCUUCCCCUGAAUGAAUCCAAGUAACCCCGGUGGUUGCCUUCUGAAAUGACUAGCAGACACACAUCUGUACGGAGGCUGCCCAAAGUAUAAACUCUGAUUCUAAAGCACCAUGUCCAGCCAAGGAAGUCUGGGAGUGGAGUUUUCUACAACGACAGUCAGUUCAGUAGCUGUGCAGGCUGGGGACUCUAAAAUUGUUAUAGCUGUCAUAAAGUGUGGCAAGUGGAUACAACUUCAGCUGGCUGAAUCACAGCCCAAUAUUCUAGAAAUUGGUAGCAGUCAAGAUGAAACCAAAAAACUUCUUCAUGAUCAUGAACUCCUUUUGGCAAAGCUCAAGGCUAUGGAAGAUCGGGUAUGGGAACUCUUGCAGGAAGCAGACAAGACAGCUGAAGAGAACAAGGAUCAGAGUCAGGUCUAUGAUGCCAUGGCCAAUACCUUGGGUGAAGCAUGGGCAGCCCUGGUCUCCAUGCUUGAAAGAAGAAGGGAGCUCCUCAGGUUGACCUCUGAAUUUUUUGAAAGUGCCUUGGAGUUUGCUAUUAAAAUAGAUCAAGCUGAAGAUUUCCUCCAGAAUACUCAGGAGUUUGAGAGUGCUGAGUCCUUAAAAUCACUUCUUCAGCUUCAUGAACAUCAUACCAAAGAACUCUUAGAACGAUCUCUAGCCCUUUUAAACAAAAGUCAACAACUCACUGACUUCAUAGAAAAAUUCAAGUGUGAUGGGCCUAAUGUAAUUCCCGAGUUGAUUCAGGGAGCUCAUAAUAGCUGUCUGAAGAUCGACAGUCUUCUUGAACUUCUACAAGACAGGAGACGGCAGCUAGACAAGUAUCUGAAGCAACAGCAUUCAGCUAGUUCUACUUUGGAAAAAAAAUUGAGUUACCAGAAUAAUGGCAAUUUAAGAUUUACAUCAAACCCUAAAAUGACGAUUAAUGAAGAUUGCCAAUUAGCAGAAAGCUGGAAAGACCUCUUACACCAGAUUACUAUCUGGUCCAUGCUAGAAAAUUCUAAGCAUUGGUCUCAAAACCAGCUUUGUGAUAUCAGUCCUCUAAUGGUUACUUGUUGGUUUCAGAAAACCAUAAGAGAUUUACGAGAGCAAAGUCUGGGUUCAUCACUUUCAGACAAUGAGGAACUAAUUCGUAAGCAUGAGGAACUGAAAACAAAAGCAAAGGAAUGGAAUUCUGCUGUUGAUACACUGAAGAGCGAGGCACUUGAGAUUCUGCUAUCCAAGGACUACGUGGAGAAAGGACAUCUACAGCUCUCUAACCAGAAACUGAAUCGGCUUCAAGAAGAAUUGGGUCAGCUCCUCGUGGAAAGGAAAACCUGGUUAAAAAAGGCAAAUGAUUUUUUUAACAGUGCUAACAAGGCAUUUGAUGUACUUGGAAGAGUUGAAGCUUACCUUAAGCUCCUUAAAUCAGAGGGUUUAAGUCUGCCUGUCUUGGCUGCGAGGCAUGAGGAAUUACAUAGAGAAAUUAAAGACUGCACAGCUGAUGCUUUGCAAAAGGGACAAGGCUUAACCAGCCAAGCAAACUCCUGCAGCUCUCAGGUGAUCGGUAUCCAUGAGAUGAUGGGAUGCAUUCAGAGACGAGUGGAUCAUCUGACCCAACAGUGUUCAGCGCACAAGGAAUUUGCUCUUAAGAAACAACAAUUAACGGCCUCAGUGGAGGGCUACUUACAGAAGGUGGAAAUGUCAAUUCAGAAAAUCAGUCCAGUACUUUCCAAUGCAAUGGAUGUUGGUUCCAGCCUUUCUGAGUCAGAGAAGAUUUUAAGUAAAUAUUUGGAACUAGAUAUCCAAGCUAAGGAAACAUCACAUGAAUUAGAAGCAGCUGCAAAACUUAUGAAAGAGGAAAAUGAACUUGAAUCUGAUGAAGUAGCAUCACUUUCUUCUAAAGCUAAAUGGCUAGAAGAAGAAUUAAGCAUACUUGGCCAAAGGAUCAGCUCCAGGUCACAAGUCCUUCAAACUUAUGUGGCAUUUCUAAAGCUAUCGGAGGAGGUAGAGGAGCACUGUCAGAGCCUAAAGCAGUUUUACCAAGAUGAAAACCCACAGAAGGAAGAGGAUCUUGCUGAAGCCAAGCAUUGGUCUGACUCAGCCGAGAAGCAGUGGCAGCUCUUUUUAAAGAGAAGUUUUUUAACUCAAGACCUUGGGCUUGAGUUCCUUAAUUUAAUAAAUAUGGCAAAAGAGAAUGAAAUAUUAAGUGUGAAAAAUAAAGUCCACAUUAUGGAGAAUGCUAUGGAAAGCCAAAAGGCAGAAAGGGAAGAACUCAGCCUCCUUCGGAUGGCACGGCAACUUGAAGCCACUGCAAGCAAGCCUGUGAAACAGCAGUGGGGCACAUUCAAAGAGCAACUUAGAAAGACUACUCACAACUUAAAACUUCUUCAGGAAGCACUUAUGUCUGUGACUGCACUUGACCUUGGAGGGAGCCUCCAGACCAUUUUAGGUCUACGGAAAAAAUGGAAUGCAAUGAAGGCUCAGUUCCAGCAACUGAAUGAUGAGGUUCAGUACAUUAUAAAAGAAUCAGAAGAGCUAAGUUGCAAAGGUGUCCCUGUGAAAGAGAAGUCUCAACAGCUGAAGGACCUCAUUCAUCUCCAUCAAAAACAGAAAGAGAGAAUCCAAGACUACGAGGACAUCCUGUAUAAGACAGUCCAGUUCCACCGAGUCAAGGAAGAGCUGGAACAUCUCUUCAAAUCAAGAGGACUGGAGUUUCUAGAACAGCCAAAGGAACUGGAUAAUGCUCACGAUGCCCAGGUUCACCUCAGUCGCUCUCAGGAAAAGCGGGCACAUAUAGACCAUCUCCACAGAUUGGCCCUUUCCCUGGGAGUGAACAUCAUCUCAUCAGUGCAGCAGCCUAACUGCUCUAAUGUGUCUGCAAAGAGCCUACAGCAACAGCUGGAUAUCCUUGAUGGGGAGAGUGUGAACUGGCACACCAAAGCCAGAGAGUAUGAGCGGACCCUGACAUGCAGCAUGGAGUACUGUACCACGAGGGAUGAGAUAAAUGAGCUCAAAGAGUCAUUCAAAGAUACCAAAAAGAAAUUCAACAAUUUGAAGUUUAAUUACACUAAGAAAAAUGAAAAGGCUCGGAAUCUUAAGGCUCUUAAAUAUCAAAUUCAACAAGUUGAUAUGUAUGCUGAAAAAAUACAGGCUUUGAAAAGGAAAAUGGAAAAAGUUGAGAUUAAAACUUCUGAUUCUUUCUUAAAUUAUCCAAAUAAUAAAGUUAAUGUGCUUUUGGAAGCCAUGAAGGAUUUGCAAAAACAUGUGGAUGAGUUUGACAAAGUUGUAACAGAUUACAAGAAGAAUUUGGACCUGAUUGAGCAUCUCCAGGAGAUGAUAGAAGAGUGUCAUUUUUGGUGUGAAGAUGCAAGUGCCACAGUUAUAAGAGUUGGAAAAUAUUCCACAGAGUGCAAGACAAAGGAAGCUGUGGAAAUUCUCCACCAGCAGUUCAAUAAGUUUAUUACGCCCUCAGUGCCUCAGCAAGAGGAAAGGAUUCAGGAGAUCAGUGACCUUGCGCAACGAUUAUAUGGUUUUGAAGAAGGGCAGAAAUAUGCUGAGAAAACAGUGGCAAAACACAAAGAGGUUCUCGAAUCUAUUACUGAAUUAUGUGGCUCUCUCAUAGAACUUGAAGAAAAGCUGAAGCAGGGAGACGUUUUGAAAAUGAAUCUGAAUUCGGAAGACUUCCACAAUGACUGCAUUGACCUACUGAAUGAACCAGUGAGAAAUAAGCAGAUGAUAUUCAAUGAAGAAAUGAAUAAGAAGCAGGAGCAUGUAGCAGAUAUUUUGACCAUCAGUGGAACAGGAGAGGGUCGGCUUCCACAGGACCUGAAGCAGCUAUCCUCUGGCAAAGAGGGUGGCAUCCAAGGCCUGCUCCAGCCUGCAGACAUGCUUUUACGAGAAGAACAUGAGUGUGUCUCACCUGAUGACAUCUCCUUGCCUCCACUCCCAGGAAGCCCUGAUUCCCCCCUCAUACUGUCUGACAUGGAGGUGGAAGAGCAUGCCAGUCCCUCCCUCAGCCUUCACAUAAGCAAUUACAGGAUGCAGAUGGGGGCUAGCCGUCCAGGGGAGGCCCAGGAAUGUGACCUUCCACCACCUGCUGCUUUUGCUGAUACUUGCAAUGAUAAGAGAGAAAUAUUUUCAAGUCAUUUUGAGAGGCCUUACCCUCAGUUCAAAGCUGAGCCCCCAUCAACCUCCAGAGGGUUUCUGGAAAAGAGUACUGCCAUCUGCGAAAUCAGUGCCGGACAUCCAGAGAGCAUGUCGAGUGAAGUGCAUGAAAGAGCUUUACAGCAGCACCUGCAGGCUCAGGAAAGUUUGCUAGAAAUACAGGAGAAAAUGCAUGUUGAUAAUAACGUCACUAAAACCCAAAAUAGGCUGCAUGCUUCCCAGGAUGCAUACUCGGGCCUCAGGUUUCAAUCAGGCCCCAGCCUGGCCUAUCAGAGGCAAAUAGUUUCGCAAGAAGAGAUUAAAAGUACAUCAGCAGAAAACAGCAUGGUCAGCUUAGCUGGCCAGGCACCUAAUUUCUCCAGGCUCCUGUCUAAUGUAACAGUUGUGGAAGGAUCUCCAGUGACUUUGGAAGUUGAAGUAACAGGAUUUCCAGAGCCUACACUGACAUGGUACAAGAAGGGCCAGAAAUUGUCUGCAGAUGGACACUUACAGGUUUUACACAAGGAGACAAGACAUUCGGUGUUCAUUCCGAAGGUAUGCGGGGCAGAUGCAGGCCUCUAUGUGGCUCGGGCCCAAAACUCUAGUGGCAUUCUCUCUUCCAAUGUCAUCCUCCAUGUGACAGGUAACCGCAGGCCACCAAUCACGAGAAUAAACUGGAUAACACUGUGUGUCAUCUAUGUUAGUGUGUCCCUAAUAUACUGGCUGCUCGCACAGUAACUGUGGGAUUGGCAUCCAUGGACAUUAUUCUCACAAGC
Molecule: messenger RNA, 4993 nt
Organism: Pteropus alecto (black flying fox)
Lineage: Eukaryota; Metazoa; Chordata; Mammalia; Chiroptera; Pteropodidae
Gene: CCDC141
Product: coiled-coil domain containing 141
Exons: 27
Coding region: 207-4955 (1582 amino acids)
Molecular function (GO): protein binding
Source: RefSeq, a predicted model, not a curated record